Pyricularia grisea is the source of this 645-nucleotide messenger RNA. RefSeq lists its product as uncharacterized. The record is from RefSeq and is a predicted model, not a curated record. The transcript has a single exon. Lineage: Eukaryota; Fungi; Ascomycota; Sordariomycetes; Magnaporthales; Pyriculariaceae. The coding region runs from base 1 to 645 and encodes 214 amino acids.
AUGGUGGGCCGCAUCGUCGAUAAGAUUCAACUUCUUGGGUCCGACAAUAGAAGUCUUAUCAAUGCUCAGACUGUCGAAGGUAUAAUGAAGAUGAGGAGCGAUUUCAGAACCUUCGGGCAGAAUCUCCAACUAUUGCUCCAGCAGAAGUACCAGUGGCUGGAAGAGUGCAUCGCCAUCGCAGCAAAAACUAUCAGCAGAGAUGAUGCCGAGGAGGCGUUCAAAAACGCUCUUCUAAGCGACAAGAUGGUCAGCGAAGAAGCACCUCAAAGCUUAGCGGUGGCGAGGCGAGAAUUCUCUACUUGUCUGCGCCUAAUGAAAGAGGAGGCAUGCAGUGGUCAGCUGUGGUUCUUGGCCGUUUUCAACCGUCUGAGCCUUGAGUCCGGUCACCUCUUGGAAAACAUGAUAUCGGACAAGCUUCAGCGGCGAUUCGGUGGUACGGAGGGCAGGAGAAUAGGCUGGCUACCACCGGUGGCCGAGGAAAGAGACUUUAUCUGUAUCUUUGACGGCAUGGAGCUCCCAUAUGUCAUCCGUCCAGCGGGUAACGGCCGAUACCUCCUCGUUGGUGACUGCAUAAUCAUGGGACUUAUGAUGGGAGAAGGGAUGCAGCUGCCCAAAACGGAGUCGCAGAUAAUAGUGCUUGAAUAG